Messenger RNA from Caenorhabditis auriculariae, 1792 nucleotides. NCBI's taxonomy places the organism in Eukaryota, Metazoa, Nematoda, Chromadorea, Rhabditida, Rhabditidae. The record is from the annotation of a GenBank genome assembly.
AUGCCGGUGCCGGCGAUGUGCCAGGCCUCGGCGUCGGCCAAAGGGUGGGAGAAUGGAAAGAUCACGACGGCCCGAGCCCUUCUUUUUUUCCCUCCUUCGAAUUCCGUCUCCUUCGUCUGGGUUCUUUGAAUCUGUCUGGGUCCAACGCGUUCGUUCGGUUUUAUCAAAGGGAAUCACACAAUCCUCCGUACGAUUGCGGUUUCGAUGGAAAGAUAGCGUUACCGUAACAUUUCUAACAAGAUGUUGUUUCUUCUGAAACGUCUUAAUUCUGGGAAACACCACAAAACAAACUCGCAAGGAUUCUUGCACCUUAUUUCUCGUACGAAAUCAAUUGAAAAGCGAAAGACGUAAUUAUUGUCGGCCCGAACUUCAAGAGUCUUCGAAAGUGAAUUAAACGCAUAAUGACAGUAAAAAGUUGGGUUUCAAAAAAUUUUCCAUUUCGUAGAGCUCUUUAUUGCGUGUCGAACAGUGUGCUUGCAAAGUACAGAACUUUCUAGUUAUGGAGGACAAAUAGUUCAAAGUCGCAGAGAAUUCCAAACGUUUCUUUUUGAGCCAAAAGCAAAAAGCUUUAUGAGAGGGAAAGUUGUAAAUCUCAUUUGAGAAUUUCUAUUGACUGACCGGCUCUCAAGUUAUCAAUUCUAUCAUCCUUCAAUUCAAAUUGUCCGGUUCCUUUGCACAUUUGUGCAUGUCAGUCAGAAACCUGAGUAACUUUUUUUUUUCAUUUGGAGUGACGACUAGAAAAUUUAUGACAAUGGCGGUACCACGCUGUGCCAGUGGAGCCUUGAACCCAAAAAGAUUUCGUCUGCCCUUUUCUUUUCUUACAAAAGCCUUUCAAACCUUUCCCAAAUUCAAACUUGCUGCAGUUGAUCCGCCUAAGUCAAACUUUUUGACAAAUGAUUGAAUUAUGUGUUUCACUCUUGUUUACACUGACUAAAUUCCGUGUCUAGAGUUUGAAGAGCACACUGAACGGAGUAGGUUCGAACCUUAUGAUACAAAAAAGUUUUUUGAGCUACAGCGUACCGAAAACAUCGCCAACAAAGGACGGCCAAAGUGGAAAGUGUCUGUUUUUUUUUUCUCGUUGUGUUGUUUUUGCCCGGUUUUAUUUACGUCUAACGCUUCAGCUGUUUAUUUUCGAUGCAAAAAAUUUGGUUGAGAAACGAUCAAAAAAACGAGGGAUUGAACAAAACCGAUCAAAACUCUUCUAUUUGAUGAAGCGGUGAAAACCUUUGAACGUGGCGUUAUCUUGAUGAAUAUCCUUUAUUUUGAAAAGGUCUGGAAUUCAAACCCCCCUUCACGCUGAAACAGCAACGAAACAAGCGUAAAAGAAGAAGAAAACCGGUAUACAUAAAAAAAACAGACAUAGAUCCCGGAAUUUCCUCGUUUUUUUCUCGUUUUGAAACGCUGAACACGGAAAUGAAAGGGAAGGCUAAAGAUUGGCAAAGGAAGAAAAAAACAGAGAAUGGGCUGUGUAAAUGCUUGGAGUGGCGUGUUUUGAAAGUUGUACACGACGACCUCAGACAAUAAUAGAAGUCUUUCUCUCAUUUACAUGGUGUUAUUGGUGACUCUUGGAGCAAAUAGAAGUUCAGAAAAUGGAGCAAACUAGAGAUCGAAAAAGUUGGAGCAACUUUGGAUCUAAGAUCUACGGUGGGGGAAGUCGGUUCACGUGCCAAAAGUUCGAUAAAAAAGCUGAGUGAUGACUUCACAGGAUGAGUCAGACGGAAACAUCGAGAAAAAAGGACUUGACGAAUUAUACAAACAUCUUGAGUGUGACUACAAAGGAAUAAACCUCUGA